AUGCAGUCCAGGAAGAGACGAUUUUCAGUGUACGUCUUAUCAGCUUCCUUGCUUGCCUGCUUGUUAUAUGUACAGAGAGAUGCCACACCAGCUCUGUCUUCGGCACCUGGAAAACUGCCUGGCCGAAACCAGAAGCGCACAUUCAGGCUUCCUAGACUGACAGAGCCGAAGGAAUGUUUACCAGACCUCGCUGUGGCCAAUUCCUCCGCUCUCCUCCCUGAGGUUUACCGCGUUUUCUUAAUGUAUAAGCAUUGCAGGAACUUCUCGACUCUGUUGAAGCCCUCUGAAUGCAGCCGAGACACAUUCCUGCUGCUGGCCAUCAAGUCGGCCCCGGUGAACAUUGAUCGUCGAGUCACCAUCAGGAACACCUGGGGGAAGGAGAAGGUCGUGGGUGGCCGGUCAGUGAGGCUGCUCUUCUUACUUGGCCGCUCGCAGGUCCGAGUUCAAGCUCACUCGCUCCAGCAGCUUGUGACCUACGAGAGCCUGGAGUUCGAUGACAUCCUCCAGUGGGAUUUCGUGGACGACUUCUUCAACCUGACGCUGAAGGAGCUGCACUUCCUCCGGUGGCUGGUGGAGGACUGUCCUCAUGCCCGCUUCGUGCUGAAAGGCGACGAUGACGUCUUUGUGAACACGGACAACAUCAUUGAGUUCCUGAGAGACCUGGACCCCGAGGAGGAUCUCUUUGCCGGAGAUGUCAUCAGCAAAGCCCGGCCAAUCCGGAAUCCCAAGACCAAGUAUUUUAUCCCGGAGUCGAUGUAUCCGGCCUCGUUCUAUCCACUCUAUGCGGGAGGCGGUGGCUACGUCAUGUCGCGGCUGACGGCGCGGCGGCUGCGUGGCUCGGUGGAGGAGACCGAGCUGUUCCCAAUCGACGAUGUCUUUGUGGGGAUGUGCCUGGCCAAGGUGGGCAUGACGCCAGUGCACCACCCUGGCUUUAAGACCUUUGGGAUACAGCGGCCCUUUAAUCCGUUUGAUCCCUGCCUGUACAAAGGACUGAUGAUCGUACACCGGCUGAGCCCGACGGAGCUGUGGGUCAUGUGGACGCUGCUGAGCGACGGGGGGCUCAGAUGUGCCACGUCAGUAACUCCGAAACUAUAGAGCAGAUUUGGAUGCGCCUGGCGCUGAGACUUUGAUAGGCGUUGGCUUGCGCUUCGUUAACGGGGACUUUUAAAGCAGAUUGCUUCCGCCUGGGUAACUGUAACAUGCUGAUGCUUCACUUCAGAGGCGAAGGCUGGCAAUGUUCCUGGCCACAGUUGCUUUGGGAUGAGAGGCGAGAUGCAGGGAAACACGCGCUGCCUGCUGGCAUCUCUUUAUGACUGUGGAAAGCAAACAGGGCUCUUCUUACAAGGAGUUCUCCCCAACCUGAUGCCCUCGAUGGGCGAAUUAUUCCUGGAUACGUUGUUGAAGCCCCAACACCUCUGGAAGUCUCUGGGUUGGGAAAGCUGACUUCACUUGAAGGCCUCUUGCUUUGGUUCCCCAUCAUGUUGGGUGUCUCCACGCACCCCACCAGGUGCUUCUGGGAAAAAGAAGCAGGGAGCCCUCUCUGUCUGAAGAAGGCACAGUCCCCUGAAAAUGAAGCUCCGUGAGCGGCUGCGGGAAAGUAAAAGUUUGUCUUUAGGUCUCACCCUUCGGGUCUGUGGCAGACGCUUCCUCCUGGGCAGAUCGAAAUUUAGGGGCAUCUUGCCCCAGUGGAGAAGUUUCAGGUUGCGAAAUGGCCACCAGCUGGGAGGUGCCCCAGCCCUCUGCUGGAUCCAGUAUUUUGCGAGAAACAGACCUCCCCACAGCGCACCCCCCGAAAAGACCCCCCAAGCUAGAGAGCUGGGGUAGGUGAGCACCCCCAGAUCAGGCGAGGGACUUGACACUGGCAGAGCGUUUUCUCUUAUCCUAGUGUCCUGGGCAGGUCUCUUGUAAACGUGACAGUGGCCGAAGUGUACGAUCUGCCUAUUCACUGAAAUG
Molecule: messenger RNA, 1953 nt
Organism: Varanus komodoensis (Komodo dragon)
Lineage: Eukaryota; Metazoa; Chordata; Lepidosauria; Squamata; Varanidae
Gene: B3GNT4
Product: UDP-GlcNAc:betaGal beta-1,3-N-acetylglucosaminyltransferase 4
Exons: 1
Coding region: 1-1095 (364 amino acids)
Cellular component (GO): membrane
Molecular function (GO): hexosyltransferase activity
Source: RefSeq, a predicted model, not a curated record